Molecule: messenger RNA, 1645 nt
Organism: Caenorhabditis angaria
Lineage: Eukaryota; Metazoa; Nematoda; Chromadorea; Rhabditida; Rhabditidae
Source: the annotation of a GenBank genome assembly
UUGCUCGCGAGUAAAAGGUAAGCACGCAUGAUUUGCAAACAUUAGUUUAGAGGGCAUAGGUUUCAAUAGUUUUUUCAUCUUGUCGCAUUAAGAAUUGGCCCAAUUUUCCUCUGGUUCUUUUUCAUUGAAGUAGCAGUAUUUUAUUCAAAUUAGACACAACGUUUUAACGCUGACAUAAAACGACAGAGCUGAGAGCGAGGUUUUUGAUAGAGACGCAGACAGAAAAUUCGAGAGAGAGUGUCACGUGAAGAGUUUCAGGAAUUAAAAAUAUAAGAACACGUGAAUCCUCAGUGUUGUUUGAAAACUUGACGUAUUUUUAUUAUUUUCUUGCUAAUACCUUUUCUUCCCUAAAAUAUUGUUUUCUAGAGAAUGCCACCAAAAUCAAGCAAAUCAACCUUCUACACUGUUGGCCAGUUAAUUCUCUGCAAACAUCUUGGUGUUAAAUACGAAGCAAAAAUUUUGGAAGUAGCAGAUUUAGAAUCCGGAGAUCCUAGCUAUUUAGUUCAUUAUAAAGGGUGGAACAGUCGUUAUGAUGAAAAUGUGAAACACAGUCAAAGUGCCGGUAAAAUUUUCGAAGCAACACCUGAAUCUAUUGCCGAUGCAAAACACCAAUACAAAGAACAAAAGAAGAAUAAGAAAGGUCGAGUGGAAAAUGUGAACGAUGACAAGAGUGAUAAUGGAUCGAGAGCUAGUUCGCCGGGUGCUUUUGGUUUGAAAUCAAAAUCAAAUAAAAGGAAAGCUACUGAUUCACCUGCUUUAGGUGCCGAGAAACCAACAUUCGAUACCAAUGUUUCGUUGCCAAAACCACUUCGUGCGAUUCUCAUCGACGAUAGAGAUUUGAUCAACAAAAAUUAUCUAACCAAAGUUCCAGCGCGUUUUACAGUCGAUCAAAUUAUUGAAGACGUAAGAAUUGUCUUAAAUUAUUUUUGUAUUUUCCCUGAUGAAUUUUUUUUCAGUAUCGAGCAACAUUAGGAAAAAAUAAAGACGACGCCACUGUGGACGAAUUUUAUGUUGAAUACGAAAAUGGAAGUUCACUAUUCGCAGCAGAUUCAAUGAUUCUCUCUGCGAGAGGUGUCGCUGAUUAUUUUAACAAUCUUUUAGAGUGAGUUUUUUUUUCAAAACACACAUGAGCACCGAGUUUUUCAGAUUACAAUUGUUGUACAAAUUUGAACAACCGCAAUUUCAAGAGUUGGUCGAAAAAGAAAAAAACGCAGGAAAACCAGUUGCAAAAAAAUCGCGUAAAUCAGCAGCUGCGGCAGCCAAAGAAUCAUCUCCUUCAAAUUCAAAUGCCGACGAUGAAUUCCGCCCAUCAAAAUAUUACGGACUUGUUCAUUUGUUGCGUUUGUUGAUGCAUUUGCCAAAUUUAUUGAAAUUAUCACCUUGGAACGAUUAUGUUUUGAAAGGAAUCACUCAAACAAUUCACGAUUUUGUUGUUUAUCUCAACAAAAAUAUUGACAAAUAUUUUGAUGCAAACGAUUAUUAUUCAGUUGCCCCAACAGAUUAUUAUCGUCUCACUCAUCAAACCUAAACACGGUAUUUUUUUUGGUUUGUUAAUGAAAAAAUUAAAAGUAAAAAUAUGUUAUCUGAAUUUUCAGAUACUCAAAAACUGAAUCUCAUGAUCCGCAAUAUCUCAAAAGAGUUCUAA